Molecule: messenger RNA, 1123 nt
Organism: Malus domestica (apple)
Lineage: Eukaryota; Viridiplantae; Streptophyta; Magnoliopsida; Rosales; Rosaceae
Cellular component (GO): nuclear membrane
Source: RefSeq, a predicted model, not a curated record
UUUUCCAAAAUAUUCUAAUUUAACAUUCUGGAAGAGCAAGAAACAGCGUCGCAGCAACGCGCCGGCAAUACUGCUCGUAAAUAAUAAGAAAGUGGGAAAUUACCCGGCCCAUUUAAACUUUUGGGGUCGAUUUGAACGGGUCAAGUGUAUUUCAUCUCUCUCAUCUCCAUUCUCUGCAACGUUGGACUCGUAAGACUAAAGGGCGACACUCUCAGCUUUGGAUCUGACACUGUGAAAUUAAACGAGAAAGGAAAGAAGAAGGUGGAAGGUACAAGAAGAAAGAAGCACUGUGAGAAAGUGAGAAAUGGAGCAGGUUCGGUCGGCAAUGGAGGAGCACAUGGAUCAAAUGGCAGAUCUCGUCCAGAAGUUAACCGCAGAGUUACGUUCGGGUCUUGCACCUGCUGUAAACAAUUUCUUGGGCUUUUUCCACGCUAUCGACUGGACGGAACCUUGGUUGAUGGGUUUAAUGGGCAUGCAUCUUGUGCUUCUGAUAGUAGCCAUCACCUCCAGGAGGAAUCUCAACUUCCAAAUGUUUCUGUUCCUUUUGGCAUUGGCAGGAGUAUAUCUUGCAGAGAGGCUCAAUAGUUUCCUGCGUGCAAACUGGAAGAGCUUUGCCGGUCAGGAUUAUUUUGAUGAGGGUGGAGUUUUUCUCUCAACGCUCUGGUCUGGGCCUCUUCUCGUCAUUGCAAUCAUAAUUUUGGUAAACACACUCUUUUCCUUGUGUCGCCUGAUUGUUAAGUGGAAAAGAGCCGAGCUAAGACAUCGUGCAAGGCUUUCUCAAAGUAAGCAGGAUUGAGCUCCUCUCGUGCUGGAUCGCCGGCCAAAUCAAUAUGGGGUUUGUCUUUCAUGGCUUUUUGUUUCAGAGCUCCUUGUGUCUAGAUGAUGCUGUAGUUACAAGUUAGAUGGGAGUUGGGAUAAAUUUUGGCCAUGCGAGUCAUGAAUUAUGUAAAGGACCAACUAAGCAAUGUGCUUAAGAUUCCCAUAUCAUAAUCCUUUUUUCUGUAACAUCAAAUUUUGACCUAUCUUUUUGUACGAUAACUGAUCUCAAUCCGUGUAAGUUUUGGCUGUUAAUUUCUUGUGGAUGGGAUCCUGUACUAAGAUAACAGCAAUUUCUUUUGUUGUC